Halichondria panicea is the source of this 6790-nucleotide messenger RNA. RefSeq names its product protein mono-ADP-ribosyltransferase PARP14-like. The transcript has 13 exons. Gene Ontology annotation, molecular function: NAD+-protein mono-ADP-ribosyltransferase activity; NAD+ poly-ADP-ribosyltransferase activity; transcription corepressor activity. The coding region runs from base 125 to 6661 and encodes 2178 amino acids. The record is from RefSeq and is a predicted model, not a curated record. Gene Ontology annotation, biological process: negative regulation of gene expression; protein poly-ADP-ribosylation. Gene Ontology annotation, cellular component: cytoplasm; nucleus. Lineage: Eukaryota; Metazoa; Porifera; Demospongiae; Suberitida; Halichondriidae.
CAAGGGGGUGUGUCAGCUCAGCCCAGAGCUGCAAGGAUUCACUUUCAGGAUUCUUAGCUAGAAUGGACGGUGCAGUGCAGUGAGUCGGUAGGAGAACUGGUGGUUUGUCUGUGAGCUUCAAAAUAUGGACGUUCCUGUGCAAAAUCUCCCUCCACGCCCCAAGCCUCGGGUCCCCCGCCCUAGAACAGUACCCUCACAGCCUCUGCCCCCAUCACAAGUAGCACAAGCCCCACCUCCACUCAGGCUAGGGGUGCUCGUAGAAGCAACCAAACCGUUUGCUACCAAUGACAAUGUUGGCAUGCUUAGAUGGCUUCUUGGAGGGAAGGUAGGUGGUGAGGACAGAGUGAGAGAGAUCAUUGUGUCUCAGGACAGCAACAGGGCUAUUGUGGAGUUUGUUAACCCGGACCCAGGAGUCAUACAGCAGCUAGUAUCCACCAGUGCUGACCUCCUUGACCCCCUCUCCGAGCAACCACUCCGUCUAACUCAGAUCGACCUGACUACCCUCUGCCUCGUAGUUACAGGCUUUCCACCAUUUAUCGAUGAGUCAGCCCUAGAGAGCCACUUCCAAGGAGAAGCUAAUGGCCAACAGAUACACUCUGUACAGAUAUCAGCUAACAAAGAGUCUGCAAUGAUCACCUUCAUGUGUCCUACAGUUGCCAUGGAAUUGGUUGGAAAGAAAACACAGCUGUUUGGUCUUAAUCUCCAUCUUGAGCUUGGCUGCAACGUUAACAGUAUUACAAACAGUGCUCUUGCUUGUCCUACCUCGACAACCGUACACAGCUCUGUUGCUCUGUGUGUGCAAGGACUCCCUGAGGCCAUGUUGAAUAACCCACAAAUGUUGUCAGAGGCUUUAAAAUUGUUUAUCAAACAGGGUACCGGUUUUGAGGCAGCCGACUGUGGCAUUGUGCAAGGACUGGCUUAUCUGACAUUUACUGAUUCAUCAGCUGUACAAGCCAUUGUGAACAGUCCACCCACUCAAACCUUCAUGUCUGGAAGUAUCCUGCACAUGUCUGCUACUUCACAACCACCUGUUCCGUCUCAAGUCCCCCCUACUGCUCCGAGGGAGGCUUGGGGGGUGCCUGACACACCCACUGACGGGCAACUCCCGGGAAACGCAUCUCCUCACUUGGAGAAACCAGUAACUGCACCUGUUAGACUCUCGAGCAGACCGCCAGUACCGCAUCGAAGGCAUUUUACAAGUGAUGGAACUGAUGGCCCAUCAUCGAGUAAUAUAAGACAGCACACCCCUCCUAGGUCGAAUCAACCCCAAUGGCAUCAUCAAGGAGACCAAUAUUUUCACCACCAGGGGCAACAGUCUUACUAUGGGCCCAUGCAUCAUAGUGCAUCCUAUCCUGAUAGUGUGGGGGCCACUCCGGCACAGCAGCUGCCCUAUCCCCCCCACGGAUACCCCCCAUAUCCUGGCCAACCCCAGUGGGGAGCUCAGGGACAGGACAUAGUGACUGUGCAGUCUGGGGCACCUGUACAACCUGCACAUGUACAAGGCAGUCAACAAGGUCCACCAGAGGCUGCCCACCACUCACCAGCAAAUGCCAUGGCUACAGCAUCACCUGGUUUGUGUCGGAAGAUUAAAGUCAGCGACCUCCCUAAAGAAACUAGAAACCAGACUGUUCUGAAGUUAUACUUCCAAUCCUUAGCAGGGCUGGUUGCCAGCGUGGAAAUGUUUAAAGACAGCACUGUUGUCACUUUGGAAAACCCUAUAAGUAUAGACAGGCUCAUCCAGUUGUCUAGGACGAACCCAUUGGAGGGUGUGGUCCUUGCCCUGUCUGCCCUCGAGCCAUCAGAUACAGUCCUCGUCUCUGGCCUCAAUGACACUACUCCUGUUGUCCUCGUCAAGUUGAUGCUGGCUGAUUAUAUCCAACAACGCGACUCUGUUGAAUCUGUGAAGCGGAUAUCUCCCACCCACGCAUUAGUCAUCUUCAAGUCCCCUGACAAUGUUCAGAAAAUAACAAGCAAGCCACUAAUUGAAGUUGAAGGAUUGCAACUUUCUGUGAAAGAAUACUAUCCGUUCAUGGACACUAGUGAACUUGACCCCUCCUCAGCAAAACAAGAUGAUCCUCUGAAGCCUAACGAUCCCCCCACCCCCACCAGUACCCAGGUGGUGGUACACAGUCCACAGAGGGACCCACUCACAAAAGAGCAACACUUUUACCUAAAGAACAGCCUCCCUGAGUUCAAUGAUACUCUGCAAUCACUGAAAGCGUGUGCUAAUAUUGAGAAAGUUGGGAAGGACUAUUUUGUGGUGAUUUCACCUCUUGAAGGCUCUGGCAGUAUUGAUGAAUGGAAGGACAACGUUGCUGCAGCUCUAAAAGAACACUUCGAAGAGUUAUCGAUUGAGACCAUUGAUUUUCCGAACAAGGAGGCAAAGUCAGAUAUCCAAGAUAUAAUUUACGAUCAAAUGGAUUCAGUCCUAGUGGUAAAGAGGAAACCGGACUCCUUUGUUAUAGCUGGUUCCAAAGAAAUUAUUACUGAAAUUUGUGAGAAAGCAACAGAAAUUUGUCUGCAGUAUCAAGUUACAAUUCGUGCGAUAGAGCUCCCUCGGAAACGUGUUAAAUUUUUAGAAAAGUUCUACCACCACGAGUUCCAGAAACUAGUUAACAAAACGAGUGUUCAUGCCAUUCAGUUCAACACAGACAAUGGGUUGAUUACUGUAACAGCCAAUCCCCCCGGCCACACAGAAGUUGACGAAGUGGUUGAGCAAAAGAACACACCAGAAGAGAAAUCAUUACAGUUGUCUCAGGCGGCCUAUAAACUACUUUCUUCUCAAAGAGGUGCUCAAGAGUUAAACGAAAUUUUUGAUAUUUCUGGUCCGCAAAUUGUGUACGAUAUGGAACAAGUUCAAAUCCCAGGUGAUGUGCAGUACUAUAUUUGCUUUCUCUCUAAAGAUGCGGAGGUUCUAAAGAAGGUCAAGAAAAGUCUGAAGUUGUAUGUCCAUGAGGUGGCGUUUGAAACUAGCCCUGCUAAGAUACGGUUGUGCAGUAGCAAAGAAUGGAGAUUGUUCAUAGCCACACUCAGUGAAGAGCACUUUGUGUCCAUUACUGCUCAAGAAGAUUCAAGCUCGAUCAUCAUUACCGGUGAAAAACUUGCCUGUAAUGGCAUCAGUGAAAGGGUACAGAGAUUUCUAGAGAAGCACACUAACAUCGAGGAGCGUGUGACUGUCAGUCAGAGCGAAUGGUUUGUUGUAAAUAAAAAUUUUUUGAACGAAGUUAAUGGAAUAAACGAUCAAGCAAAGAAGAAGCAAGUCAAAAUCGAGUGGCCUAAACCAAAGCUUAAAGUGUCUUCUCUUCCGAUUGUUAUCUCUGGAGAGCCUCUGGUGGUGGAUAACAUCAAGGUACAAGUAACAAUGCUUCUGCAGAAGGUGUGCAAGAAGGAGUCACGCAUCACUGGUGUGCCAGCUGUCGUACAUGUGCUCGAGAGUAUGGAAGAUAAACUGCGUCUCCUAGAAACAGAUGAGAGAGUUCGGAUCGAAGUAACUCUUGAAAAUGAUGAUACUAACGAGCUAGAGGCAGCUGCUCAAGUGGAAGGUGAACUCCCCCGGCAAGUGUGCGCUGGGACUUCCCCCAGUGGAUCACGGGUGUCCGUUUACACUGGAGACUUUGCCCAAAAUGCUUCCGUAGGAGUUAUUGUGAAUUUCAUCACGUCUGAUCCAAACACACAAGUUGGAUGCCUCAAACAUCUCCUUGAAUCUGGAGGAGCUGAUGCAAUGGAAGAUUUCAAACAAAAAGUCUCACAAUUCAUGGAGCUUAAACCUGGUACUGUGUUCAGGACACGUCAUGGGCAACUUAAGUGCUCACAGCUGGUUCACUGUGUCCUGCCAUCUUGGAAAAAUACUAUGGAGACUGAAGGUAACAAAGAGUACUUCCUCGAAGAAGCUUUGUACGAAGUUAUGAAAGACACUGCACACACUGGGUCUAUUCUGAUCACCCCCGUGACAUCUGCCCCCCUCCACUAUCCUGUCAACACGUUUGUACGACUCGCCAUGGAUGCUGCUACUCACCAAACUAGUUCAGAUCUGCAAGUCUCCGUCUAUGUCGAGGAACUUCAGCAUGCCAACAAGUUUCAGGGUGCUUUUCAGACAAGGAACUACCAAAUUCAUCAGAAGGUACCACUGGGGUCGCCAUUGCUGGCUGCUAAAAAUACUAAGAAGGAAAAACCUGCAGCUCUGGCUGCUAGUGUCAAGACAAUCUCCAGUAACCUUGGUGACUUCAUCACUAUAGUCAACGGAGACCUGCUGCAACAACAGGCUGAUGCGUACAUCAACUCCACCAAUACCAAACUCGACCUGAAGAAAGGACAGUUAUCUCAGCUCCUACUAAAGGCCUGUGGUGGUGAGCUACAGAAAGAAUGCUCAGAGUACGCUCCACUGAAGCCGGGGCAAGUGGCAGUCACAAGAGCCAAAAACUUGAAGUGCAAUCAACUCUUUCACAUUGCUCUGCCUGACUACAAAACAGCCAAUUCUGAGAGGGUUUUUCGAGAAACAGUUCGACAGAUUCUUCGCAUAGCCAAGGACAACAGUGUAUCCUCCAUUGCCAUCCCAUCACUCGGUGUGGCUAAUCUCGGCUACCCUGAGAAUGUGUCAGCUAAAAUCCUGUUCCAAGAAGUCAUUGCUUUCCAUUCCCAGUAUCCAAGUUCCAUUCAGAAGUUCAUCUUUGUAAUCUAUGAAAAGAAUGUGUUCCAAGUGUUCAGCAAAGAGUUUACCCAGCAAAUGAGUGGGGAAGCCACUGCACAGGCACCUCCAACAGCUUCCUCUCCAGCAGCAGCAGUAGCAUUAGCCCCGCCCAUUGGGAGCACCACCCUCAUAAUAGCCCAGGGCAAUAUUGCCGAGGAGUCGACUGACAUCAUUGUCAACACUACCUCUGAGGAUAUGACACUCAACAAAUCGGCCGUUUCCAAGGCAAUUCUUGAGAAGGCUGGUGAUGAGCUACAGAAGAUAUGUAAACAGUAUGUUGAAAAUGGAAUGCGAUUGGAUCACGGGCAAAUUGUCGUCACACCAGCUGUUGGGAAACUCCGCUGUCGAAAGAUAAUCCAUGCCCACGUACCUCACCAAGGGUCAAUAGCAAAGUCAUCCACUCACCACUGCCAGCUCAUUGAGAAGAUUGUUAUUGACUGUCUACAAAAAGCUGAACACGAGAAAAUGAAAUCGAUAUCUUUCCCAGCCUUUGGUUUGGGAGGGGGUGGUUAUUCGGUUGAGCAAGUAGCCGAGCCGAUGCUCAAAGCCUUUCAGAAGUUUGGGCAGACACAUCCACAAUCUGUGAAGUCAAUAAGAGUGGUCAUUUAUGAUCCAGAACUGUACAAGCAGUUCAAUGAUUUCUACUGCAAAUUCUUUGGUAACAGCUCAUUGGAUACAAGGCCACCCCCUAGUUUGUGGAACCGCCUUGUCGGCAGUAGUCAUAAGGUCAAUAGCGAAAGCCAGGAGCUUCAGGCAGGGGGUGGGGCUUCACUUAAGGCUCCACCCAUUUGGGCUCUCUCACGCUCCAUACCAAACCCCAUAGUUGUCUUCACGAUCUUUGGAGCCUCUGAUGCCCAAUGCGAGAAAAUUGCGGACACUUUGAAAAAGUUGAUCAAAGAAAAGUCCACAACAAAGACAAUAACAGGUGCCCACAUUGAACAGCUGAUUGACGACGACGUGAAAGAAAUAGUACAAAUCGGGGACAAGCACGGCGUUCAUGUGAAAAUGGUGGCCAAAAUAAAAGAGAUUCAUAUUUCUGGGGAGACAUCUAAAGUUUUGGGAGCUCACAGCGAGAUUCAAAAGAUUUUAAGUGAUAUUGAGAGAUCGAUGAUUGAGCUUCGUGAUUUAGAGUGGUUGAGUGCAGACGAUGAUGGGAGGUAUGAAGCAUACCCCCCUGAGGCUAGCAUGAGACUAGAGCGUGCCUUUAACAAGGGACUGAAAGCUAUUGAGCUGACUGUGGACAAUGUUGUCGUGGUGAUUGAUAUUCAGAAUUAUAUGGAAACGGACAAAACGACUGGAAAGAGAAGGAACAUUAUGCGUUCUAAGAAGUCAAUGGGAUCAGUCGAUUUCCCCCCCACAUGGGAGACCCCCCACAGCACGGGUGGUAAGAGAGAGCCGAUGACCAGGAUUGAAGUGGACUCAGGAACACCAGAGUAUAUAGAUGCAGUCAAAGAGUUUGAGGAGUCACUGAAAAAAAAAGGUGUCAAAUACUCCAUCGAGAAGGUUGAGAGGAUUGAGAAUAUCACUGAGUAUGCCAAACAUGUUGCCUUGAACGACUCCAUCAGAGUGAAACACAAGAAAGACCCUCUAGUGAAGAGGCUGUUCCAUGGGUCCAGGCAAGAGAGCCUUGUACCAAUUGCAGUGCAGGGAUUCAACAGAAACUUUGCUGCUGAUGCAAAUGCUGCUUACUACGGGAGGGGAGUGUACUUUGCAGUGGAGUCUUCCUACUCUGCCCAGGACAAAUAUUCAGUACCUGACUCGAGUGGCCUCCGGUACAUGUUUGUGUGUCGUGUGAUCAUCGGAGAGUAUACCCAAGGCAAUAAAGACAUGAAGACAGCCCCUCCACUAACAACUGGCUCUAAUGCAGUGUUUGAUACUUUAGUUGAAAAUGUGAACUCUCCAACUAUUUUUGUAGCCUUGACUGAUGCCCAGGCUUAUCCCGAGUACCUUAUCACAUUCAAGAAACUUAAUUGAGUGUUUACAACUUGUAUAUAGAUAGUAGGUAUAGAGACUGUUUAUAGUGGCUAUUUUUUAUAGCCGGUCUGAGGACGUGUUUAUGUUUUGCUAUAAUUUAUACUGAUAAAAAACGUUAUAAUUAUACUG